Pyrenophora tritici-repentis Pt-1C-BFP is the source of this 924-nucleotide messenger RNA. Its product is annotated as TIM22, Mitochondrial import inner membrane translocase, subunit TIM22. NCBI's taxonomy places the organism in Eukaryota, Fungi, Ascomycota, Dothideomycetes, Pleosporales, Pleosporaceae. Gene Ontology annotation, molecular function: transmembrane protein transporter activity. The record is from RefSeq and is a predicted model, not a curated record. Gene Ontology annotation, cellular component: TIM22 mitochondrial import inner membrane insertion complex. Gene Ontology annotation, biological process: protein insertion into mitochondrial inner membrane.
AUGGCGUUUCCAGGAGGUCCCGGCGCAUUGCCAUCGGCUCUGGACCCCAACGCGGGCAUGUCGGAGCAGGAAAAGCAGAUGGUGAAGGCGAUGCAAAUGGGUAUGGAGUCAUGUCUCGGCAAGACAGUAAUGGCAGGCGUCAUGGGUGGUGGUCUUGGUGCCAUGUUUGGUCUAUUCAUGGCCUCGAUGCGAUACGAUACGCCAAUGUCUCAACCGCUCAACGUCAACACACCAGCCACAGCCACCAAACCUACAACCGCAGCAUCUGGCGCUUCUGCAACAGCAGGCGUUAAGCCUUCAACUCUUGCUACCAGCAACUUAAACUCCGCCUCUGCCGCGACCCUCACCUCAAUGCCUGCAUCCACAAGCGCAACCGCUGCUAUGUCUCCAGCAGGGACAGUGCCCUUGACAGACCUUCCCCUCCGCCAACAACUACGCGCCGGUCUUCGAGACAUGUACCGAUCCUCGAUAUCCUCCGGUCGCAACUUUGCCAAAGUCGGAGCCAUCUUCUCUGGCACUGAGUGCGCCAUCGAAGGCCUACGAGCGAAGAACGACUUAUACAACGGUGUGGCGGGAGGUUGCUUGACCGGAGGCAUCUUGGCCAGGAACGCUGGGCCUCAGGCUGUGGCUGUGGGAUGUGCAGGUUUUGCCGUCUUCAGUGCCGCGAUUGAUGCGUAUAUGCGGAUGCCUGAGGAUGAGAAGAGUAGACCUAUUGCUUGAAGGAUAGGGGAAUGAGCUGUAUUUUGAACGUUAUCAGGACUUCUACACAACAGCAAGAGGACUCUAUUUUAGGGGUUGUAUGACUAUUGUAUACCACCGGCGGGUGAAUCGCAUUAUACCACUCGCAACUUCAGCAUUGGGCGGCGUUUUGGUAGAACAGCUAUUAUGUAGACAUGAUUAUCUAGAUUCUAUCAUGUCAAAAAA